AGAAAGUCAGGCAGACACACGCAGACAGGCACCAGUGGGAGACUAGAACUCCUAGCUGGCUCUCGGCUGCCACAGCUCCACCAAAGGGUGGGGAGGAAGAGAGGAGUGCCCCCACAGUCCAGAGGAGAGGCAGGUGUGUGCAGGUAGUCAGAGACCCAUUUCUCUCUGAAGUUACUUUGAAAUUAUCCUGACCAUUCAGUUGGUACCUCACCUGGAUCAUGAGGGCAUUUUUCUUCUGGCUCCUCCCACUUCUCCUCAUCUUGGCCUCAGUGGCCCAAGGCCAACCAACAAGACCAAAGCCUGGGAUUAGGCGGAAACCCAAGCCAAGGCCCAUACCCAGCUUUCCUCAGCCCCACGAGCCAACAGAGCCAGUAGAGCCGACAGACCUUCCUCCACCCCUUCCUCCUGGCCCUCCCUCUGUCUUCCCUGACUGUCCUCGGGAAUGCUACUGCCCCCCUGACUUCCCUUCAGCCCUCUACUGUGACAGCCGAAACCUUCGCAAGGUCCCUGUCAUCCCACCCCGCAUCCAUUACCUUUACCUGCAGAACAACUUCAUCACCGAACUCCCUCUGGAGUCUUUCAAGAAUGCCACAGGCCUGAGGUGGAUUAACCUGGACAACAACCGGAUCCGCAAGGUGGACCAAAGGGUGCUGGAGAAGCUCCCAGGCCUGGCAUUCCUCUACAUGGAGAAGAAUCAGCUGGAAGAGGUGCCGUCAGCUCUGCCCCGGAACCUGGAACAGCUGAGACUGAGCCAGAACCACAUCUCCAGGAUUCCACCUGGUGUGUUCAGCAAGCUCGAGAACCUGCUUCUCCUGGAUCUGCAGCACAAUCGGCUGAGCGAUGGCGUCUUCAAGGCCGACACCUUCCAGGGCCUCAAGAACCUCAUGCAGCUCAAUCUGGCCCACAACAUCCUGAGAAAGAUGCCACCCAAGGUGCCCCCGGUCAUUCACCAGCUCUACCUGGACAGCAACAAGAUCGAGACCAUCCCCAAAGACUAUUUCAAGAACUUCCCCAACCUCGCUUUCAUCCGCAUGAACUACAACAAGCUGUCCGACCGAGGGCUCCCCAAGAACUCCUUCAACAUCUCCAACUUGCUGGUGCUCCACCUGGCGCACAACAAGAUCAGCAAUGUACCGGCCAUCAGCAACAAGCUGGAGCACCUGUACCUCAACAACAACAGCAUCGAGAAAAUCAAUGGGUCCCAGAUUUGCCCCAACAACCUCGUGGCCUUCCAUGACUUCUCCUCGGAUCUGGAGAAUGUGCCUCACCUGCGCUACCUGCGGCUGGAUGGGAACUUCCUGAAGCCGCCCAUCCCGCUGGACCUAAUGAUGUGUUUCCGCCUCCUGCAGUCUGUGGUCAUCUAGGCUGUGCCCAGAGCUGGACUCCCUGACAGCACUUGAAGACUGGUGGCCCAAGUUCUGGUGCCCAUCAUGUCUCUCUGUCUCCCUCUCUUGCUCCCGGCUCUGCCUUUCUUCCUAUCCCUUUCUGAAGAUGGGAAAUGCCAUGUGUUCUGCUCCAGCUCUAAAGCGAGAUCCCCCACCUGGUCCAAAGACACCCUGCCAGCCAAAACCUCUCUUCUUCUUUGGUCUCCCUUGCUUCAGAAACAUGGGCGUGGGCCAACAGAAGCAUACGUACCCCUCCCUCCCUGGGUAAGGUAAUGGACGGAUGCCUUUUCUUAGUCUUAAUCAAGCAAGAAUUGGAAGUCAUCCCAGAGGAGAACCCUGGGGAAUUCUUCUGAGUGCUCCAACACCUUGGGUAUCAUUGCCUCAAGCAGGCUGACAAACCCUGGUCUCCUUCCAAAACUACUGCUCUGCCUCCCUGUUUCCUGACACCAGACAUCAACCUGCUUUCUGCUGCCUCACAUUCUCCAGGAAGGAAGUGUGAGGGAAUGACUGAGGUGGGGUGGAGGGUCAGGGCUCCCCACAAGUGUCUCCAUCAGACCUUCUUUCUCUUUCUCUUCCUCCUCCCGGCCAAGCACAGCACACACCCUCUUGGCUGGAUCUCAGAGAACAGCCAGGGAGGAGAAUGGUUCAAGGAACUAGAAUUUAGCUAAUGGGUGGUGGCUGGGAGUCAGAGCCCCAGAAUGGGCCUGUGUGGAUGUAGAUGGGCCCUACAGUUUCCCUGACCCAAACCUGACAAGAGACCCAAAGCCGUGGCGGACAGUGUUCACAGUGGAAGGCCAAGAGGCAGCAUCCCAGACUCUGUUAUGUGCCUGACCCAGUCCCCACCCCAAAGGCAGUUCUUGAGAAACAGGGAAAAGGGGGUGGAGCACCUGGAAAUCUCCCAGAAGCCUCUUCCACACUCUGGGGCUUAGCCUCUACCUCUAAAGCAGACUCAUCGGUGACAUCUGGUGGCUGGUGAAGGUCACAGCCGACUCCACUCUCCUUGUGGGGCUGUUGCAAACAGCUUCCGUGGGGGAAGAGGACCAUGGGUGACUAACUGGCUGAGUGUCUCUCUCCCUAAGGGUCUAAAGGGAAGAACAGAGCUGGGGCUUCGUCCCCAUAUGAGUGAGUGUGAAUGGGAAAGUCUUGGGAGUCAAAGGGAAGCUAGUUUGGCCUCGGCCUUGCCAGGUCUCUUGCUCUCAGACUCCACAUUUGUACUCAGGAUGUAAGUAGGUGGGAUGCUCCUCCAAGGUCCUCUUAGCUGUGUUGCAUUCUGUGCACACUCUUCUGGAGCAUACCUAAUGCAGGACAAGUGGUGUUACCCCGCCCCCUUGCAGUAAAUUAUUCCUUGCACAAGGGCCCCUCCCGCAAAGGCUUCCCUAACCUCCCUUUCUAGCCCAGGUGAGCAACUUGGCAGGUUUCCAAGAACCUGGGUUUCUGGCCUCUCCUAUCCUUCCCUUCCCUCUAGAAGAGGCUGCACCUGCCCUGCCACAGUUCCCUGCGUGUGUGAUAGGAGGAAUACAGGGAGGUGAAUGUUCUGGAAGUGAGGGGAGCACAGGACCCACCCACAUUAGGAUGGGGAAGUGUCACACAACUGUUUCAAGACAUAGGCUGGGCCCGACAGUCCAGAAAUCCCAUUUAUAUUCUUGAUCACAUUUCUCAUCUGCUCAAGAUUGAAAAUAGAGCCCCACUUCACACAGACUCUUUUCCCCUUGCUGUGCAGCUUCCUUGCUCUUCCUAGUUGCAGCUGGUUUCUCCAAGGCUCCUGCUUAAAGUCAAUACAGUAUUACGGCUGAAAGCAACCUGGUGCUACGGCCUGGACAAGCCCCUUCUGCAUCUAUGCACAACCUGCAGCCUCAACCCCUUUGGGGAGGCCCGUAAGGAGCACAGCUCCUGCGGCCGCUAGAGAUGGGGGUGGGCGCUGAUCCUGCAGAUCUGAAACUAGCAGUCACACCGUCGGCAUCCCAUCAUCCCACCUAGAACAUGCCAGCUUCCCCCACUGCUCUCUGCAGCUGCCAGCUACAGGGGCUAGAGUUAAACUGGCUUUACAGGAGACAGAUAGACACACCACACACACACACACACACACACUGUUACAUUUGGGUUUAGAAAGCCCCUUCUCACACAAGUUCAUUCGCUCAGCGCCGCUGGCAUCUAUACAUGCAGGUGCACGCGUAGGUGUGUGUGUGUGUGUGUGUGUGUGUGUGUGUGCACAUGCGCUGUACGUCUUAUCUACUCUCUUAAAGACCAUAUUGACUCUGAACAUGUCAACAAGCUUCAUAGCAGAGGAAAUAAAGUCAUACGGACAAACA
Molecule: messenger RNA, 3694 nt
Organism: Arvicola amphibius (Eurasian water vole)
Lineage: Eukaryota; Metazoa; Chordata; Mammalia; Rodentia; Cricetidae
Gene: Prelp
Product: proline and arginine rich end leucine rich repeat protein
Exons: 4
Coding region: 219-1364 (381 amino acids)
Cellular component (GO): extracellular exosome
Molecular function (GO): heparin binding; protein binding
Source: RefSeq, a predicted model, not a curated record